This is a messenger RNA of Phacochoerus africanus (Common warthog), 2851 nucleotides long. It is a transcript of the gene C11H11orf16, whose product is annotated as chromosome 11 C11orf16 homolog. The record is from RefSeq and is a predicted model, not a curated record. NCBI's taxonomy places the organism in Eukaryota, Metazoa, Chordata, Mammalia, Artiodactyla, Suidae.
AUGGACCUGGCAGGAGCAGACGGCACAGGGCCGAGCGGGCGGGGCCGCGGACUGUGGUCCUGGGCCCAGGCGGCAGCUGCCCCGCGGAGGCCGCCCUGGGCUCCCAGGUCGGCCUGUGGAGGGACGGACGGUCUUGCCCGGAGUCCCUGCAACACGGCGGCGGUGGAGCGAGCCCACAAGCAACGGAGCGGCGUCCGGGCCACGUGCCGCCCAUGUACCGACUCGGCGGGACGGGAGCCGGCAGGAGGGAGAGACCUUGCUUCCUGCAAAGGCCGAAAGCCUUCCUCGCGGGUGGGCCGAGAUUUGCGUGGGGUGCUGUAUGACCCCAGUCCACACUGCCCGCCCCGCCAGUGCAGGGGCAGCCCUGGCCUCAUCCUGCCCUCCAGCCCGGGGGCGGCUGUCAGCAUCGGAAUCUCCCGUCUGCUUUGUCCCAGAGGUGCCCCUUACCACCCGUGUCUCUGCGAUGAGGCCCGGGCACGGCGGGGGCCUGGCUCGCAGGGAAGAGGUGGAGACACUGCUGACACAUGGGUCCUGGCGAGAAGGGGACCAGAUGGCUUUUACGACAGGGCUCGGAUAAAGGCUGCUCCCCACGCCUCCCACGUGCUCCUCUGGGUGGCCCUGUCACACCUGGCAGGCCUCGGUGGUGGGUCCGCUCGCUGCCCGCCUGCCUGGGUGCAGCUGGCCCCGAGCAGCGCCCGGCCCUGCCCCUCCGCUCGCGGGCCCGCGCUGCGUGGAAGGGAGACCCUGGACCUGGCUCUGGGCAUCUUGGGGAACCACGGGCCCCGUGGUACUUCCAAUGCCAGAUCUUAUCCUGAAGGGUUUUUUUCCCACAGCUGGAGGCGGGGUCCUGCUGGUGGGAUCCGAGGCUCCCCCGUCACAGGCUCGGAGCUGCCUGCCCAGAGGCAGAGCAAGGUCUUAGAGAAAGAUGCCACUCGGCCCUCGCCGUCCGUGGAAGACUCGCUGCGACCUGGGACGAGGUGUGGCGCUCUGGGGGCCAGACCCACGGACCAACCGUGCUGUGGCCCGGGCACCGUUCUCAGGGGCUUGGAGGGGAGAGACCCCCAGAGAGGUCAGGAAACUGCUCUGCCUCCCUGUGCCCGGGAGCCAGGCUGGUGCCCAGGCCGAGGCGAGAGCACAGGGCGUCUGUACAGCUCGGGGUCUCAGAGGCUUAAGCGUCACGUGCAGCUCCAGCCCGAGGGGCCGCAGAUCGUGUCUUUCAGGGUGCCUGUCGAAGAAAUUACCCCUCACUUCCGGAAGGGCAAGACAGCCCCCACGCCUCUCGGAGGGGCAGGUGGGUGCCCCGUCUCCAUCCGGAAGGAGGCUGUGGACCGGCUGCACCAGCCCUUCCGCAGGGAGACCCCAGGCCUCUCCUGGGGCCUGUCGCUGGCUGGGUCACUUCCUCUGGACGCGCCAUUCCUGUGCCCGUCCUGCCACCCUCAAGCCUGCUGCCAGCUGCUGUGCCAGGGCCGGACACCCCCCCCCCCGCAGUGGCCUCUAAGCAGGACCUCAGCGGUCACAGCUGGCGAAUCGGAGGCGGAGCUGCAGCCCAGAGCACAGCUUUGGCGCGUAGAGGGCCCUGAGGAGGAAGGAGCGGCAGCGAGAGCUCCGGGCAGUCCCGCCGCUGCCGCCUCUCCUGGAGACGGUUUGGAGGAUGAGCUGGGACAGGCCUCCCGGAGGCUGCCGGUGGGCGGCACAGCCGACACGGACACUGUCCUUCCUGAAAAGUCCCCGAGCAGGCAGGGUGGCCUCUGCCAGCCCGCGUGGAGGUACUGCAGGAGAAACGGGUUCGAGCCGCAUCCUGGGAAGCCAGGUAGACGUUGUCUAAGGCCGGGCCGAGGCCUCCCUUCCCCCCCGUGAGUGUGUGUGUGUGUGUGUGUGUCUGUCUGUCUGAUCUGAUGCAUGAGCCCACUGUGCUGGCGUUGGAAGGGACCCUUGCGGCUGCGGUCAGAGGGAACGGCCGUUUCCGCUUUACUCACGGGAGCCCAGCGGGAGAGGCUGGGCUGACCUUCUUGCUGAGGUUGGCAUCCCAUCCUUCCCUCCUUCCCCUGGCUGUGCCGACAGGCCCCUGCCGGCGUCCGCUCUGCCCUCCCUCCCUCGCUCCCUCUCCGUGGAGGUCUUCCUCCAGCUGAACAGCCACAGCCUCCGGGUGUUGACGGAGUCUUCGGUGCCCGAAAAGCUCCGAAACUGGCCUUUAAAACUCUGGUCCCCAGACCUUCGUCUGCAGCGGGGCCCCUGGGAAGUCAGAUGGGAAGAAGCAGGUGCUGCCGCGUGCUGCUCACUCUCCACAACUGAGAGGGAGGCGCUGUCCCUGUCGCUGGCCAUCUGCAGCCGUCCCCAAGCCCGUUACCCAUUACAUGCCCUCACAGGUCUGGGGCCGGGACUCACCCACGCGCCCGGAGCCGUCCCGUCUGAAUUCACCGCCGGAGUCAGCGGCUGGCCGAGCUCUGUGAGGCGGCGGCUCUGUUGGCUCCUGAGACUGGAUUCUUGGGCCGUGGGGGCUGAUUUAACGUUCCCUGAACUGAAUGAACGUUCCGUCUGGGGCAGGGACACAGGGCUGAAGGCUGCCACCACCACGGGUGUCAGGAUCUGUAGGCACUGCCCACGUGAGGGCUCAUCAUGGGUCCCCUUUGAAGCCACUGCCCUGUUUCUGCCACCUGCUCAGCCAGGAGGACCUCUCAGUGACAAGGAAUGUGGUCUUGUUCCAGGAAGCUGAGAAAUUGUGUCUACACUGAAGAACUUUCUUGGGUGCCUCCUCUGGACCCCUGGGCUUUGGAGCAGGCAGGAUGGACGCGGUGGUUGCUGUUUUGGCUGUGCCUACAGCCUGCGGAAGUUCCGUUGUGGCUCAGCACUG